Messenger RNA from Bursaphelenchus xylophilus (pine wood nematode), 1081 nucleotides. NCBI's taxonomy places the organism in Eukaryota, Metazoa, Nematoda, Chromadorea, Rhabditida, Aphelenchoididae. The record is from the annotation of a GenBank genome assembly.
AUGAGUUCCGUUGAGGAUUCCGUGAUUUCCUUAAAAGUGAAGUGCCAAAAGAUUGUUGAUGGCAAGAAGGACGUAAGUCAUUCGUUUUAUUAUUCAGACUGUUCAAAUUUUAGAUGGAUGAAGCUUACGGACUACUCGAAGGCCUCGAACAAAUAGCCAUCACUGUGGAGGUUCUCACAGUAAGAUUUUAGUCAUCUUGCACUAGACCCUUUUGAUGUCAGAAAAAUAAUUUUUUGUUUAGAAGACUCGGAUUGGAAUGACCGUAAAUGAUCUCCGGAAGAAGACCAAGGACGAGAAGUUGGCGAAACGUGCCAAGGCGCUGAUUAAGAAAUGGAAAGCGAUGAUUGACACUGGAGGCGGAGGAAAUACCAAGGAGAAAGAGAGCAAGCCGGCCAAUGGAGUGACAAAGAGCGAAUCGCCAGCUCCAGUGCAAACACAACCACAGGUCUUCAAGAGAACUGCAGCCGCCAGUAAUGAUUCGGUAAGGAUUAUUAACGAUUUUUUUGGGUAAUUUCGAAAUUUGAGGGAUUUUGGUGUUGUACAAGAGAAUUAUUUUGGAUUUUAUUGUGUGGUUUUUAAUGUAGUUGCUUUUCAGACCCGUUGCCAAUCAAUCACAGUGCUGGCGAAGUCGCUGAGAGCCGGCGAACUGCCCGACGGAACGCAGGAUCCGGACGAAUUGGCCGAACGAAUCGAAGAGGCCAUCUUCCAGUUCACCGGCGGCGUCAACGACCGCUACCGAUCCAACAUCCGGUCGCGGAUCUUCAACCUGCGCGACAAGAAGAACCCGGCCCUCCGCGAAAACGUCCUCACGGGCGCCGUUCGCCCCGAACGCUUCGCCCAAAUGACGGCCGAGGAGAUGGCGUCGGACGAGAUGAAGAAACAAAGAGAAUCCUUCCACAAAGAAGCCAUCAACGAGCAUCAAAUGGCCGUCCAAGAAGGCACCCCCUCGGACAUGUUCCGUUGCGGCAGAUGCGGGAAGAACAACUGCACCUACAACCAGAUGCAGACCCGCUCCGCCGAUGAACCGAUGACCACGUUCGUGUUUUGUAGAACCUGCGGGAACCGCUGGAAGUUCUGUUAA